Molecule: messenger RNA, 5715 nt
Organism: Aphidius gifuensis
Lineage: Eukaryota; Metazoa; Arthropoda; Insecta; Hymenoptera; Braconidae
Gene: Ndae1
Product: sodium bicarbonate cotransporter 3
Exons: 22
Coding region: 543-4130 (1195 amino acids)
Biological process (GO): bicarbonate transport; monoatomic anion transport; regulation of intracellular pH
Cellular component (GO): plasma membrane
Molecular function (GO): solute:inorganic anion antiporter activity; monoatomic anion transmembrane transporter activity; sodium:bicarbonate symporter activity
Source: RefSeq, a predicted model, not a curated record
UGACAAUCGUGUUGUUUGUUGUUGUUGUUGUUUGAUCAUUUUACAAUGAUAUUCAGUGGUUUAAUUAAACUAAUUAAUUGUUUAUUUAUAAUGAAUAACAUUGCUUAUUCAUUGUUAAUCUCGUGAUUGAUAAUUUAUUGCUGAAUAUUGAUGAUUAUUUAUCAAACAACUACCAGUAUUUGUACCCCAGUAACAUGUCAUUGGAAUAACAAUCAAUGUUGUGAAAAAUAAAAGAAUGUUAUUGGAUCCAAUUGGAACAUUAGUUGAAAAUGAUUAUGUGCUGAUAAGCAGACUGCUCCAAAAAUAAAUGAAAUGUUUUAUCAAGAUUAUCAGAAAAAUCAAAUGAUGUUGAUGAUGAUGGAAGCAGGACUAAAGCUUUAUUUAGCUCUGACAUGUUCAGAAACAACUGCCACUGAUAGAAAAUAUUUGGUUAAAUCCAGCAACUGGAUACAGAUCAAUAAAUUGGAUCGAGAUUCUGAUAAAGAGGAAUAUCAUGGAAAGACUGAGGAACAUCUUCAUGAAUCUGAUAGAAACGAACCUGGAUGAAGCCAGGUGUGAAAAGUGUCAGUGCAAGUGGCCGAGUUACUCCAUCCAACAAUGGUCAUACUGAAGAUGAACCACCAAAAGAUCCAGGAUCUCGUACAACCCAUCAAUCAUAUACCGAACAAGAUUUUGAAGGACACAGAGCUCAUACAAUGUACGUUGGUGUACAUCUUCCAGGUGAAAAAAGACAUCGUCGUCAUCAUAAACAUCAUUAUUCACGUUCUGGUGACUCAGAUGGCAAAGAAGAUACUGAUGAUGAAAGACCAGAACCUGUCAUGACAACAAAGAGGGGUCGUCUCUGUAACAUCAGUGACCCUGAUGGUGAAAAAAUAUUGACACCACCAGCACAAAGAGUACAAUUUAUACUGGGUGGAGAGGUUGGUGAUGAUGCACACGAAUCACAUCCAUUAUUUUCAGAAAUGGAGGAAUUAAUAAAGGAUGGUGAUGAAAUGACGUGGAAAGAAACAGCAAGAUGGAUAAAAUUUGAAGAAGAUGUUGAAGAGGGUGGUAAUCGAUGGAGCAAACCACACGUAGCAACAUUAUCAUUACACGCGCUUUUUGAAUUACGGAGUCUUUUAUUAAAUGGCACAGUAAUGCUUGAUAUGGAAGCUACUAGUCUGGAACAAAUAUCUGAUCUUCUUCUCGACAAUAUGAUUAACAAAGGAUCUUUACCCACUGACACUAGAGAAAAGGUUAAAGAGGCAUUAUUAGUACGCCAUCGACAUCAACAUGAACGUCGAAAGGACAACAAUAUGUCACGCUUACCUAUCAUUAGAUCAUUGGCUGAUAUUGGAAGGAAUCAAUCAUCAUCCAAGAAUUGUGACUGUUCAUGUGGUAUGCAUGCCUUGUUGACGUCAGAUUUACAAGAUAAUCAUGCGAAUAAUGAUGCAUAUGCACCAAGUGUAUUACAAAAAAAAAAUACAACAUAUGUUACAAAAGAAUCAAAAGACCACAAGGGUCAUCAUCUCCUAGUACCAGGACAAGAGCCAGGCAUUGACAGAAGUCCAAGUAGUAUUUCCAUAAAUCGAAAUAAUAAUUCAACAGGAUUUGAUAAUGGUGAAGGAAAUCACAAAGGAAAUACUCAUUUUAUGCGUAAAAUACCACCUGGAGCAGAAGCAAGUAACAUACUUGUUGGUGAAGUUGAUUUUUUGGAUAAAACAUUAUCUGCAUUUAUAAGACUUAAGUCAUCAUGUAAAAUGGGUGAUUUAACAGAAGUACCAGUACCAACAAGAUUUAUAUUUAUACUUCUUGGACCAAAGGGUGAUAAUUCUGGUUUUCACGAAAUUGGACGUGCCAUGGCAACUCUUAUGUCUGAUGAAAUAUUUCAUGAUGUUGCUUAUAAAGCAAAAAAUCGUACUCAUUUAUUAGCUGGUAUAGAUGAAUUUUUGGAUGCUGUAACAGUAUUACCACCUGGUGAAUGGGAUCCAUCAAUUAGAAUAGAACCACCAGCAGCAAUACCAUCACAAGAAAUUCGUAAAAGACCAAAAGAUGAUAAAUCAAAAGAUGAAGAUGAUGAAAUAAUUGAUGAACAAAAAAUACGUGAAGAAUCUGGUUUAUCAAGAAGUGGAAAAUUAUUUGGUGGUCUUAUUAAUGAUAUUAAAAGAAAAGCACCAUUUUAUAUAUCAGAUUUUAAAGAUGCAUGUGCAUUACAAUGUAUAUCAUCAAUAUUAUUUCUUUAUUUUGCUUGUUUAUCACCAAUAAUUACUUUUGGAGGUUUAUUGGGUGAAGCAACUGGUAAACAUAUGGCUGCUAUGGAAUCAUUAGUAUCUGGUUUUGUUUGUGGAAUAGGAUAUGGAUUUUUUUCUGGACAACCACUUACUAUUCUUGGCUCAACUGGGCCUGUUCUUGUUUUUGAAACAAUUGUCUAUGAAUUUUGUUUACAAUGCGGUUGGAACUACAUGUCGUUUAGAUUUUGUAUUGGAAGUUGGAUUGCAUUUAUUCUACUUAUUUUAGUUGCCAUUGAUGCAAGUGCUCUUGUUUGUUAUAUAACAAGAUUUACAGAAGAAAAUUUUGCAACUCUUAUUGCUUUUAUAUUUAUUUACAAAGCUAUUGAAAAUGUUAUGUCAAUUGGUGCCAAAUUUCCAAUAAAUCCUCCUGACCAAAAUCUUUUAUCUUUCAAUUGCGUUUGUACACAGCCAUACAAUACAUAUUCCGAAAGCUACAAAAAUGUCAAUUGGUCUUCUUUGAAUUUUAAUGAAUGCCAGUAUUACAAUGGAACUCUGACAGGAUCACAAUGUUCUGUACCUCAACCAGUUCCCAACGUCUUCCUAAUGUCAAUUAUACUUUUUUUGGGUACAUUCGUAUUGUCAGUAGUAUUAAAGGACUUUAAAAAUGCUCUCUUCUUUCCAUCAAAAGUCCGACUAGUCGUGAGUGAUUUUGCUGUAAUCAUUGCAAUAUUUUCAAUGUCAGCAUUAGAUUUUUACAUGGGAAUAAGUACACCAAAACUUCAAGUACCAAGUGAAUUUAAACCAACAUUAGAAGGUCGUGGUUGGAUAAUUUGGCCAUUUAAUGAAAAUCCAUGGUGGAGUUGUAUUAUUGCAUUUUUUCCAGCAUUAUUAGGUACAAUUCUUAUUUUUAUGGAUCAACAAAUAACAGCUGUUAUUGUCAAUAGGAAAGAAAAUAAAUUUAAGAAAGGUUGUGGUUAUCAUUUAGAUUUAUUUGUUUUGGCAAUUCUUAUUCAAAUAUGUUCAACAAUGGGACUUCCAUGGUUUGUUGCUGCAACUGUACUUUCAAUAAAUCAUGUUAAUUCAUUAAAAUUAGAAUCAGAAUGUGCAGCACCUGGUGAAAAACCACAAUUUUUAGGUGCACGUGAACAAAGAGUAACACAUAUUACAAUAUUUUUAUUAAUUGGAUGUUCUGUUAUGUUAACACCUUGGCUUGGACAUAUUCCUAUGCCUGUAUUAUUUGGUGUAUUUCUUUAUAUGGGUGUUGCAUCACUUAAAGGCCUCCAAUUUUUUGAUAGAAUAUUAAUUAUGUUUAUGCCAGUUAAGUAUCAACCAGACUACAUGUUUCUCAGACAGGUUCCAUUAAAACGUGUUCAUGUAUUUACACUAAUACAAAUGGCCUGUUUAAUUACUUUAUGGACAAUAAAAUCAUUCAAAAGUACAUCAAUACUUUUUCCACUUAUGUUGGUUGUUAUUGUUGGAAUUCGAAAAUUACUAGAUUUAUGUUUCACUCAACGUGAAUUAAAAAUUUUAGAUGAUGUUAUGCCUGAAAAUACGAAAAAAAGAGCUGAUGAUCUUCGACAACUUGAAAGUGGCGAGGUUUUGGUGGAUAAUGAUAUCGAGUAUAAUAAACCAGGUAACAUUCAAAUAUCACUGGCAAAUGGUAAUGUUAUGAAGAUUCCAUUGACCAAAGUUAACAUCACCGAGGAAGUUAACAAAACUGGAAUAUGGAAACAAGUUAAUGAAACAAAUUCAACAAAUGAAAAAACAAAUAAAACAAAAAUAAUCAAUGUAGGAAAGUCAAAUAAAAAUACAAAAAACGAGGAAUCCAAAGUCAUUGAUGAAAUGACACAUUUAACAGUUAUGACAGAAGAGGAAGAAGAUGAUUGUGGAAUAUCAAUUAAUAUUAACAAUAAAAUAUAAUUAUCAGUAAAUUUUUUUAUAAUACACCAAGUAAAUGUAUAUAUUUCAUCGCUAAAAUUUAUCAUAUACCUUCGUAACUUAUUUUAAAAAUAUAUGUCUAUAGUCUUCUCCAAUUAUUUUUGUAGAUUAAAAAUUUAAAGAAAAAUAAUUUAAUUGACAUCCUGAAAAUAGAAUAAAUAUAUUCAUGUUAAAUAUUUAUAAAAAGUUAUUUGCUUUAAUUUUUUUAACAAAAAAAAAUUAAUAAAUUAGAUGAUAAUUAUUAUCGUUAAUAAGUUAUUCAUAAUUUUAUUAAUUAUAAUUUUUGCGUAUAAGAAAUAUAUUGUGAUUAAUGUGAAAGUUUAAUAAUUGUAAAAUAAUAUAUUACCAUUGUUAUAAAUAAUGUUAAUUUUAAUUAUAUUUUUACUUUUUCUUUUUUAUUAUAAAAUAUAAAAAUACUAAAUGUAUCUUACAUAAAUGAAAAAAUUACUUUUAAAAUGUUCUGUCGAAUAAAAUGUAUUUACAAAUUAAAUAUUAUAAAAAAAGUAAAUCUAUUUAUUAAUUUAUAAUUAAUUAUUCAAUGUCUAAUUUAUAUUUUUUCUGUCUAAAAUAUCAAUGUUUUAACAAUACAAUCGUAAUAAUAUUGCAGCUAAAAAUUUUCAUGAUAAAUAUAUUUUUUUGAAUAUAAAAAAAAAGCCUAAUUACUAAUGUAAAUUGAUCACUAAUAUUUUCUAUUAUUUAUUAAUUAAAUUAGUGUUAUGAAAUAUAUUGUAAAUAUAAAAAUUAAUAAUUGAAAAAUUACUAGAAUUAUUAAAAAUGCAUGAUUAUUAGAAUCACUUUAAAAAAAUAAUAAUAAAUUGUAAUUUUGUAUGUAUUAAUGCACAAAUCGAUUAUUGUUAUAAUUAAAAUUUAAAAUUUAUUAAAUUUAUCAUGUACACGAGUGUGUAAUUCCAUUGUUUGUUGAUGCCAAGAUUUGAGUAUAACAAAACAUGAAAAAAAAUAUCUAGGUAAAGGUGUUAAAUGAAUAAUCGUGAGUAUGAUUCUGACUGAUGAUAAAAAUUUCAAUAAUUAUUGGUUUUUAAUUUUUCAUGAGGAAUAAUUAUAUAUUAUUUCGAAUUUUCAAUCAGAUUAUUGGUAUAUUAUACAUGAAAAUUCGUGACUCAAGCUACUAUAAAUCACAACGUAACAUAAAGUAUUAUAAGCAAGUACAGAUAUCUAACUACGAAAAAAAAAUAAGGAUGAUAAACUCAGUUAAGCCAUUGUACUCAACAAAAGAAAAAUUUAUAUUAAAGUGUUCGUUUUAUUUAUUUAAAAUAAUAGGAUUAGCACCAGUAUCAUUGAAAAAUUGUGUUACUUAUACUGAUAGAAAUAAUUAUAAAGUAGAAUGUCUGAGUACUGUUUUUGAUUUGAUAUACAGUAUUAGUUGUUUAACUAUUUACCUGAUUUUGAUUGUAAGCCUAAAUUUAUUUGUGAUUUAUGAACCUUAUCCAAAUAAGUCAAAAGUAACCGAAUCGUUUGAAGAUUGUCUGACUGUAACACAAAUUUUAUCCGUUAUAAUAAUGUAUAUUUCAGUUUGUUCAAAACGAAAUACUAUUGCUAAUAGUAUCAA